This is a messenger RNA of Clunio marinus, 309 nucleotides long. The record is from the annotation of a GenBank genome assembly. Lineage: Eukaryota; Metazoa; Arthropoda; Insecta; Diptera; Chironomidae.
AUGUGGUUGGAGGCAAGUUUAAAAUCAAAACUUUCAUUUGCAUUUAUAUUUACUGUUUCCGGUAUCCGGAACUCUUCACAUUUAGAGCUUUUAUCAAGAAAAUAUAAAUGUCAAGAGUUAAAAUUAAAUAAAGCCCUUUUAAACUUCAAUUUGGAAGUCAUAAUUGAAUUUUUGCAAAAAAUUAUUAAAAACAGUUUUGGAUAUUUAAUCAAACUUACAACUUCAACACGUUGUAAAAUUUCCGUUCGUUCAUUACCCUUUAGAUUAAAUGACGCUUAUUGUGAUAGUCAGCAUAAACCAGCUGAAUAA